This is a messenger RNA of Salmo salar (Atlantic salmon), 3413 nucleotides long. Its product is annotated as lymphoid-specific helicase. Lineage: Eukaryota; Metazoa; Chordata; Actinopteri; Salmoniformes; Salmonidae. Gene Ontology annotation, molecular function: ATP binding; chromatin binding. Gene Ontology annotation, biological process: negative regulation of gene expression via chromosomal CpG island methylation; pericentric heterochromatin formation; lymphocyte proliferation. The record is from RefSeq and is a predicted model, not a curated record. Gene Ontology annotation, cellular component: nucleus; pericentric heterochromatin.
CCCGCCUCCUUAAUUCUACAGUCAGUCAUCACACACAGACAGAUUGCUGAAUGCUUGUGUAACUUGUUUUUAUAACUUGCUAUAUCUAGCUAGUUCUUCCAAAAAUAAAUAUCCCAGGGAAAUAGUUUAUUUUGCUACAUAUCUAGUUUGGCACUUUUUCCCCCAAUAUGAGUUGCGUAAAGGAAGAAACCCGAAGCAUGUCUCCUCAUUGUCCGAAGCCUAACGAAUCUGAAGAACCGCUGGGUACAGCUAUGGAGGAGACUUUGCCUGAAAAUGCAGCUGCAAGUGUGGAAGCUGAAGCUGUAGUGUCUGCAGUUGUCAUCACAAAAGAGAUGGAGGAAGAGGAGAAGCAGUUGAUGGAGAAAGGAGAGAAACAAGAAGAGGAGAUGAUGAAAAAGGCUCGAGAAGCUCGGGAGAAGGAAUCUCAUGACAUUCGCUUCAAGAGACUGCAACACUUGCUGGAGAAAAGUAACAUCUAUUCUAAAUUCCUUCUUACCAAGAUGGAGCAACAGCAGCAGGAGGAAAUGCUGAAGAAAGAGAGACUGGAAAAGAAGACGCAAAAGGGCACUGGCAAAAAGACUGGGAGAGUUGAAAGAAAGAAAAGGGAGAGGGAGGAAGAUUACAAAAUUGCUGAUGUCAUGUCUAAAGAGGAAAUUAUGUCCAAGGCCAAGAAACCUAAAGUGGAAGACGAGGAGGUCCUUGGGAAGAAGAAGCUAGAAGCGGAGGACAUUGAAAAGAUGAGUGACUCAAAUGCUGACAUCAAGGGCCGUCUGUCGGAGGCUGUGAGAGACAAUGCCAAACAACUGCUGGACCCAGACAGGAAAGUGAACGGGCAGGCCGUGCCCGCCCAGCAGCCCCUGCUCUUCACUGGGGGAGUCAUGAGGUCGUACCAGAUAGAGGGCGUGGAGUGGCUCAGGAUGUUGUGGGAGAAUGGUAUCAAUGGGAUCCUGGCAGAUGAGAUGGGUCUGGGGAAGACCAUCCAGUGCAUUGCCCAUGUGGCCAUGAUGCUGGAGAGAAAGGUGCUGGGACCCUUCUUGGUGGUGGCCCCCCUGUCCACUCUGCCCAACUGGAUCAAUGAGUUCAAGCGCUUCACUCCAGAGGUGUCAGUACAGCUGUACCAUGGGCCUGCUAAGGAGAGGAUGUUGUUGUUAAAGCAGAUUCAUAAGCCUCAGGGGCCUCACAAAAUGUGCCCUGUGGUGGUGACCUCCUUUGAGAUUGCCAUGAUAGACAGGAAGUUUCUGCAGCGCUUCCAGUGGAAGUACCUGAUCGUGGACGAGGGCCACAGGAUCAAGAACCUGAACUGCCGACUGGUGAGGGAACUGAAGAUGCUGCCCGCGGACAACAAACUGCUCCUGACAGGCACGCCGCUGCAGAACAACCUGGCUGAGCUCUGGUCACUGCUCAACUUCCUCCUGCCUGAGGUGUUUGAUGACCUCAAGAGCUUUGAGUCGUGGUUUGACAUCGACACCAUCGGAUCGAAUGCAAAAAAAGUUGUGGCUAACGAACGAGAGCAGAACAUCCUGCACAUGCUCCACCAGAUUCUGACGCCGUUCCUGCUAAGAAGACUGAAGUCUGACGUGGCGUUGGAGGUGCCGCCCAAGAAAGAGAUUGUUGUGUACGCCCCACUCACUGCCAAACAGGAGUCUUUUUACACUGCUGUGGUCAACAAGACCAUCGCCAAAAUGCUGGGCCGGGAGAAGGGGGAGGCCCCAGUGGUGCUGACGACCGAUGGCAGGCCUAAGCGUAGGACCAGGAGGCCUGUGGACUACAAAGAGACUGAUGGUGACACGCCCUAUGACCUGGAGAAAUACCUGGAGAGGGUUCAGAAGGAGGCAGAGCUGAGCCCCACCCCGGUGGUGGACGUGCAGAUGCCCCUAGACUCCCAGAUCAACCUGAAACUGCAGAACAUCCUCAUGGUGCUGAAGAGGUGCUGUAACCACCCCUACCUCAUAGAGUACCCACUGGACCCGGCCACUCAGGAGUUCAAGGUUGAUGAGCAACUGGUGCAGACCUCUGGGAAGUUCCUCAUUCUAGACAGAAUGCUGCCAGAGCUGAAGAGGAGGGGACACAAGGUGCUGAUUUUCAGCCAGAUGACGUCCAUCUUGGAUAUCCUAAUGGACUACUGCUACCUGCGUGGUUACCAGUACAGCCGACUGGAUGGGACGAUGGCUUAUGCCGACAGAGAGGAGAACAUGACAAAGUUCUCGUCUGACCCAGAGGUGUUCCUCUUCCUACUGAGCACCAGAGCAGGUGGCCUGGGCAUCAACCUGACUGCUGCUGACACGGUCAUCAUCUUUGACAGUGACUGGAACCCCCAGGCAGACCUGCAGGCCCAGGAUAGGUGCCACCGUAUCGGGCAGACCAAACCCGUGGUGGUGUAUCGCCUGGUCACGGCCAACACCAUCGACCAGAAGAUCCUGGAGAGAGCCUCCGCCAAGAGGAAACUGGAGAAGAUGGUCAUUCACAAGAACAAAUUCAAAGGAGGAAAAGCUGAGCUCAAACAGACGAAGAGCUGCGUUGACUUGUCCGAGCUGAUGGAUCUUCUCAGUGCAAGAGAUUACGAGAAGGAGGUGAAAAGCACCAAGGGGAAGGUCAUUAGUGACAGGGACCUGGAGUUUCUGCUGGACCGCAGUGACCUACUAGAUAAGGCCAAGAGGAGCUCAAAGCAGGAGAAGGUUGGAGUCUUCAAGGUUAUCGAAGCCAAGGAAUCAUCUGAGAUCAACUUGACCAGUGUUUGAAAGAAGUCGAGCUACUCCUAAAGGCAUAACCAAAAAGCUCUUGAGCUAGAUCCUAAUGGUCCACAACACUGCUGUUGGUUAUAAUACUGAGACUGAAACCAGAGGACUUACUCAAGCCGUCCUCCUAAAACAACUGUUUUUAUACUAGAAGAAAGAGUAUUUCAUUGUAAAGUUUAUGCGUCUGUUAUUAACUGCCUUUUUGUUGGAAGUUUAUUUUUGUUGUAGAGUUUGUCAAAUACUGUUGGUUAUAGUGGAGUCUGUAACCAGGGAGACUGAAACCAGUCUUCCAGAAGCUGCUUAUAUGUAACAAAAGUAUUCUUGCAGCUUUGACAUCUUUCUUACCUGCCAUUGAUAUUAUUUUUGUCGUGGAGUUGGAUACUGUUUGGACUUUUUUUAACCACUUUUGGUGCAGUGACUCAUUCACUUGGAAGUCAUUUUUUUGUAAAAACCCCAUUUUCGCAUUGGAACCAAUUUACUUUUCACAAUACAUGCUAAAGUAAAUGCUGUACUCAUAUCUUAUUCAGUUCACAAAAUGGGUUAAUUGAUACUGUAUGUUGGACCAGAACUCCAAGCACUUUUAUGUAAGGAAAGGUAUUUCUUUACAAGCUGAGACCGUUCCCUUUUAAUUGUUUUGUAUGCAACCCCUCUUCUAAAAAAUAAACAGUAUCUCCUGAA